Molecule: messenger RNA, 654 nt
Organism: Phalaenopsis equestris
Lineage: Eukaryota; Viridiplantae; Streptophyta; Magnoliopsida; Asparagales; Orchidaceae
Product: abscisic acid receptor PYL11-like
Exons: 1
Coding region: 2-586 (194 amino acids)
Biological process (GO): abscisic acid-activated signaling pathway
Cellular component (GO): nucleus; cytoplasm
Molecular function (GO): signaling receptor activity; abscisic acid binding; protein phosphatase inhibitor activity
Source: RefSeq, a predicted model, not a curated record
CAUGCCAUACUCCCCUGCUGACCCCCACCUCCGCCACCACCACCACCACCUCACCGCCGACAAACUCCUGGCCGCGGCAGCUCUUCUCCACUCACACAAGGUGGCCCCCAACCAGUGCACCUCCGUUGUGGUCCACUCCAUGUCGGCCCCACUCGACGCCGUCUGGUCACUCCUCCGGCGCUUCGAUGCGCCGCAGGACUACAAGACAUUCGUCCGCAGCUGCCACGUCAUCUCCGGCGACGGUCAAGUCGGUACCGUGCGCCGCAUCAGCGUCGUCUCCGGUCUGCCGGCUUCUACCAGUACGGAGCGGCUCGAGAUUCUCGACGACGACCGGCACGUCACCGGGUUUCGGAUCGUGGGAGGGGAGCACCGGCUCAGUAACUAUAGGUCGGUGACGUCCGUACAUAUCGAUGAAAAUGGGAAGGAUCGGACGGUGGUGAUGGAGUCGUACGUGGUAGACGUUCCGGCCGGAAACACGAGGGAGGAGACGAGGGGGUUCGUCGAUACUAUUGUGAGGUGUAAUCUCAAGUCGCUGGAGCGCGCCGCCGAGAAAGCAGCGGCGGCGGUGGCCGGCGGCCUAUUUUGACUGAUUUAUUUCUACGAAUUACUUACUCCAUAAGGAUUCUUUUCCGAAAAAAAAAAGGAAGAUUUACA